This is a messenger RNA of Cladocopium goreaui, 2469 nucleotides long. Lineage: Eukaryota; Dinophyceae; Suessiales; Symbiodiniaceae. The record is from the annotation of a GenBank genome assembly.
CGCCAUGCGCCGAUGGAAACCUCUCGGUCGCUGCGAGACUAUUUUGAGAUCUCGUACCAGCAGGGUGGCAUCUUCAAGCACGAAGACUACCGCUGGUGCGACGACGAAUGGGGCUGGUUACACAAGCCAACAGGCAUCACCGUGUGGGGUGACGCCUUGGAUUUGUCCUCGACGGAGAGGGCCCAAGUGGUCUUCCACUAUACCAACUUCUUGGCCUUUAAGAACAUCACCAACGAGGCCAAGGAGGACAUCGAACUCUGGGCUUCGCUGGAGAUCGAAGGCCCCACGGCCAAUGCCUGGUACGGCCGGGGGCUCUACACUGUGCCACUGCCACCGGAUGGCUGGGAAGACAUCCAGGCCUUGUUGGACAACAACUAUCGGAAUAUGAUGAGACGCGACCUGGAGAACAGGGGUGAAGAGUAUGUGCGAAAGACCUACCCGGCAAGAGCCAAAUACUGCAUCCCCAUUCUCGUGGAUCCUGCAGGUGCUUACGAUGUUUCGGUGCGACAAACUCCGGAGAUGGUGGAACGCGGUGUUCCACCGGGGUAUAACCUGAAGAUGAUGCCCCUGAGCGAACCUGGCAUGCGGCCGCGGAUGUGCAUCACAGUGAGGAUUGAAGAUGAAAAGAAGAAUGUGUGCAACCCCAAAGCCAAGUUGCUGGAUGUGGUGAAGCGCCGCGCGCAGGCCCUGGCCUCGGGGGGGCCCUCGCGCGGGGCGCUGGACGCCAUGAUGCGCGUGGCCGCGGUGGAGCUGAAACGAGGCCUCUACGAGGAGGCGGUGAGGCACUACGAAGAUGUGGUUCGACACAUGGAGAGCUUCUUCGGGGUGAAUCAUCGCCUGACGCUUCGCGCCAUGCACGGCCUCGCAGAAGCGCUGGCGUUGCAGGGAGACUUUGGACCUGCAGAGGCCUAUAUGUCAAUGGUUUUGACGAAGAACAUCGACGAGUUCGGGGAGGACGAUGGGGAUGCCGUUCACGCCUUAGGGAGUUUAGGGAACAUCUUUCGGCUGCAGCACAAGCGAGUGGAAGCGCAGGAGUUCUUGCGGCAAGCCUUUCGGAAGACGCAGCGGAAGUAUGGUGUGGAUCAUCCCAAAACCCUGGCUGCGCUGCUGGAUUUCGCCUCCUUCACCAGCCCAGAGGAAGCGGAGCAGCUCUACACAGAUGCGCUGAACCGUUUCCAGACUCAGCUGGGCGACAAGCACCCGGACACCAUGCACUGCAAGAUGCUGCUGGCUGAGACAAAGUUGUCGCUGGGAAAUCGAACGGAGGCCAAGGAGGAGUUUGAAGAUCUGUUUGAAACCAUCAAGAAGCAACUUGGAGCGUCUCAUCCCAAGACGCUCCAGGCACAUCGCGGCCUGUUGCUGGCACUCAGUGAAGACGGCCACAUCUGUGCGGCCAUGAAGCGCUUCGGGGCGGAAGGCGCUGGACGCGGUCCCGGUGCAGGCACUUACAUUCUACUGGAGAUCCUGUUCCAUUUCAGCUUACGCUGCGGUGUCUUGGGAGUGUCAUUGCUGCUGUUCUUGGGCCUGUACCUGUACUCCCCCUUCUUCCUGGCAAGUUGGCUGUGGGAUCAGGAGAUUUCCAGUGCCGUGUGGCUGCUGUUGGUUGGCUCCCAGCUGUGGUUGCUUCAACUGGUCCUUCUGCUGUGUCAGCUCAUAUCGCCCAAUCGAAGGGAGUUGCAAACUUUCCAUGGCCUGCAAAUCAAUUUGGCCCUUCUACUUGCAAGCGUCUUGCUGGCAUUUCGCCUGUGGCUCUUCCACUUUUCCUGGUUUCUGGUCACGGCGCCCUUGCACUCGCUCGAGCUGCUGUGGCUAAUCACUUGGCUGCGUCGUCGCAACCGCCAUGUGACGGAGAGUUCUAGGGAGCAAUUCACGGCAGUUCUGGCGUCGCUGGAACGAACGGUCUUCAUCACAUCUUGUGCUGCGCGCGCGGAGUUUGCAUAUCUUCCUGAAAUUCGGAAGAUCCCAGUCUUCGCGAUUUGCAUCCUCCUCCUCUCCGCUCGUUUGCUGCGGAGCCUCAUUGAGUGCUGCUUCCGGGGCUGCCGCCCUGGGCUCGGCUGCACAUGUUCUCAGGUUUUUAAAUCGAGUGUCUUCAGUUGUGUCGUCUCAAUCUCCCGAAGGGACAUCUUGAGAUCUCGACUGGUGGAAGGCUUCACUUCCAUGGUGGGUUUCUGUAUCUUGCUGGGCGGCACCUACAAGGCCUAUCGUCCCACGCACCUCUCGGCGGUAUGGAUCUCCCUGCCGUUUCUGGUCAUCGCCCUUUGCCCUGCUCUGUCGCUGUGUAUCAUACGAGUCCUGAAAAGCUGCGCGGGGCCUUCGGGGCUUCGGCAACGGCACAAACUCAGCACGUUCACACAUUUGGCGGACUGACGAGUUUUGGAGGUGUGUCCCCCAUGGCAUCGUCAUGAGACCCGUCGAAUCGACCCGUGGCCCGUGGUUGUGAGUGGCUCCCAAAUUCCUUUUUUCUCUGCC